AAACGAUACAUCCGGUAGUGAAGCGGAUGUAAAACCUAUCAAUCAAUCAAUCAAUCAACCAGCGCAUUCCCGCCUACAACGAAUUCAGUGAAGCGUAAUAUCAACAUAGAGGUUUAAUCCCGCAGUGGUGUUUACCUUAAAAACGUGACGACACAUGCGUCACUCUGAGGAGAGAAGGCGGUUUACUAUGAUAUAUUCAUUCUGUUUUCUGUUACAACUGUACAUUGGACCGUCUACAGCACUAGCGUACACAUGUAACCGCGGAAGAUCUGUUCCAUUGGUGUGACACGCGUGUUUUACUAAGAGUAUGUGAUUCAGACUGUGUGGGACCAUACCACUACGGCUAACCUUUCGCCUGUAACUACACUUACGUACAUUUACAUAUAAAGUGAUACAUAUGAGCGCUGGCUAUGUCCACUUACAUUGGUGUAAGUGAAAUUCCCAGUUUCAUUAUCCCUGCCUUCCUUCUUACUGUGUCGCUCUACUGGCUGUGGAAGAGAGAGAUGGCGCGCGUUCCAGGGCCCCGAGGCCUCCCUAUCAUCGGGAACAUCCCCCAGGUGACUGGUGGAGGGUUCGACCAAAAGUUGCAGAGAUUUCGGGAUCGCUAUGGAAACAUUUUCCGACUAAAACUGGGCGAGAUGACCACCAUAUUUGUGUUUGGACUUAAGAAUAUUGAAGAGGUAUUGCUCGGACGAAAUGAGAAUUUUGAGAUGCGUCCGAACUGGCUGUAUAUACCCGAUAAAGUCAUUCAGAAAAAAGGGCUAAUUUGGACAAAUGGCGAGAUGUGGCAAAGACUUAGGGACAUAAUGACCAAUACACAGAACUCUCCGGACAGCGGUCAACAUACCGAGAAACAAAUCAUGACCGAAAUUCAUCACACUGUCAAGCUAUUACACACAGGAAGUGACCUCGGUGAAACCGGAAUUGACCCCAGCAGUCUUUUUAGCGCUUCCACAUUUAAUAUUCUGUCUUCCUUUGUAUUUGGUCAGCGGUUCGAGAUGACAGAAACAGACUACAGUCUACUCAAGGAUGGUAUUGCUGAUCUAACAGAGAGGAACAAAACCCAGAACCCAGUCAACAUGUUUCCAAGUCUGGGUGCCUGUAUGACGCGAAAGAGAGAUGAAGCUAUUGUAAAGGAAAGCGAACUCUUCAUUAUCUUAAAGAAAUAUUUGACCGCCCACGCGAGUAAGCGUUGUCCUGGUAACCCAUCACGUGAUCUGAUGGACACAUACAUACAACAGACGGAGACCAACAUUGAAAGUGAUACGGAAAAUACAGAGAACAACUUCCUGCGCUCGAUCCUUGACAUGUACAUAUACGGAUCGGAGAUGACUUCUUCACUACUUCUGUGGACAGUUGUGUUCCUGGUCAGAUACCCGGAUGUACAACGAAAAUGUCAGGACGAAAUGGAUUUGGUUGUAGGAGACCGGGACCUGACGUCAUCAGACAGGGCCAAUGGUAGUCUGCCGUACUGUGUGGCCGUAUUAAAGGAAAUCCUGAGAAUAUCUAGUCCGGCUGUCAUGACAACACUGCACACCAAUCACAAGAGUGCUAUUGUCGGCGGUCACUUGAUCCCUGAACGCUCAUUGGUCGUCUGCGAUCUGCAUAACCCUCGAUUCGACGAAAACCUGUGGGAAAACCCCUCUGAAUUUAAACCAGAGAGAUUCCUUUCCAAGCUGAGUGCGGAACAAGAACGAGUUGCUUCCCUUUCAUUUGGUCUUGGUCCGAGAUGUUGUCCAGCCAGGAAAUUAUCGGAAACUGCGCAUUUCCUGUACUGCAUGAACCUCAUACGUCACUUCCGCAUUCAUCAUUAUGAUGAAAGUGUGCCUAUACCUUUGACCGCAGAUUACAAAGGCGUUUCUCUUAAGCCCCGCCCUUUUAAGGUAGUAUUUAAACCGAGGGAAGUACAGGUACAAGUGAGCCAAGGUUGAACCAAGCUGGCCAGAUUCGGGACAUAUAUAUGCAUCUAAGACACCUGUUUGAUGUUACUAUUGACAACCGGUUAGUGCAAUAACUGAAUGGAUUGGAUCGUUAAGGCAGCUCAAGAUGGGAAUUCAGAGGAGACUGCACCUGCAGCAGAUCUGUGUCCAAUUGAAAGUAUGAUGUGGAUGAACCGGCCUAUGAUGUCUGUUAUGAACUGUUUUUUGUAACAUUCAGUGUUUAAACGAGAUUUCUUGGUGUCAAGGAACAUGUCUUACUAACUUAAUUUAUUCACCCCUGAAGAUACAUUUGAACUCUACCAAUUCAAAAGUUGGAAUAGUUCAUUAUGAAAUUUUAGGGGUAAAAGAGUUAAAAUAAAUGAUGACAUGACAUAUAUAAUUUUGGCCAACCAAGCGUUCUGUCCAAAAUAAAUUAUAAAUGAUAA
Mizuhopecten yessoensis (Yesso scallop) is the source of this 2365-nucleotide messenger RNA. Its product is annotated as cytochrome P450 2B1-like. Gene Ontology annotation, cellular component: intracellular membrane-bounded organelle; cytoplasm. Gene Ontology annotation, molecular function: oxidoreductase activity, acting on paired donors, with incorporation or reduction of molecular oxygen, reduced flavin or flavoprotein as one donor, and incorporation of one atom of oxygen; iron ion binding; heme binding. NCBI's taxonomy places the organism in Eukaryota, Metazoa, Mollusca, Bivalvia, Pectinida, Pectinidae. The record is from RefSeq and is a predicted model, not a curated record. Gene Ontology annotation, biological process: xenobiotic metabolic process. The coding region runs from base 411 to 1931 and encodes 506 amino acids. The transcript is spliced from 8 exons.